Molecule: messenger RNA, 1192 nt
Organism: Eufriesea mexicana
Lineage: Eukaryota; Metazoa; Arthropoda; Insecta; Hymenoptera; Apidae
Exons: 7
Coding region: 131-1192 (353 amino acids)
Biological process (GO): signal transduction
Molecular function (GO): protein binding
Source: RefSeq, a predicted model, not a curated record
CACUAUUAAGUAUAAUUUUCUGUAUUGUGCUUUUAUAACAUUAUUGUGUUACAUUAUAAAUUAUAUAUGAUUAUAUAUUUCGAUGCAAACAAUGUAAUACGAAAACGUAAAUUUUAUUUAGUCCAUAAAUAUGUUUGCAAAAAGCAAUGUUGAUCCUGAAUUAGAAAAGUUAAGAGCAGAAGUUGAUGGUCCCCCAAAUUUAGAUAUCGUAAUAUUGAAUAUUCGAAGAGCUACAACACGAAUUCAUGCUUCUUACUUGUUUGAACAGAUAGGAAAACCAACUUUGCAAAAAUUGUGUUUACAACUAAGUUCUACUGCUACAGGCAAAGCUUAUAAUGGAUGGCAAGAAUUUGCUGCACAUAUGGGUUUAACAAUGGAACAAAUACGUUGUAUAGAUUAUGACUUUAAAGGAUUGCAAGAUCCAACUUAUUAUGUAUUAUUAGCUUAUGUGCAACAGGUUGAUGCAACUAUAGAUAAAAUUCUAAGUGUUCUGCAAAAAAUACAUCGUUUUGAUGUAAUUAAUGAAAUAAAAGAUGAUGUUUCUGAUCUAAUUGAUGGACUUUCACAGAAUAUAGAUGAAUUAACUAUAUUAAGGCCAGCUAGUAUCCCCAGAGCCCCAUUAGUAUUAACUCCGAUUAACUUUGUAAAAGAAAUACAAAAAUGUAAAAUAGUCUCUGGUCAUGUUAUACAAAAUAAUUUACAAAAGACUAAAAAACUAUAUGGCUGUAUAGUCAUGUUAACAUUUGCUGAUGAUGGUUUAGAAAUUGCACAACAUGUAGCAAAGAUCUUCAGGUCAAAGGAGCCUAAAAUUGGUGUGUUAAUACUUCAGGAACAAGAAAAUUAUGUAUAUAGUAGAGCUGAAGAGUUUAUAGAUGAUUGUUUUAGACAGGUACAUUUCAUUAUACCUAUAUUAACACAAGGAUAUAUGGAGAGAAUAAAUAAUCCUAAGAAAAUCAAUAUUGAAGAUCAAAAUAAGUUAGAUGCUAAGUAUGUAAAAUAUAUUUUUUCUUUGUUAAGAUAUGAGUAUGUGAGAAAUCAAUGCAUCAAUUGCAGAGUAAGGUGUAUAGUUUCUGACAAAGAUGUUUGUAUAGUUGCUAAAGCAAAUUUACAUCCAACAUUACAAGCAUGGUUCAGAGAAAGUGAUAUUGAUGCAUUUGUUGAAAAUAUUCUUUUACAAAGAUGUUCAAGAUAA